Molecule: messenger RNA, 1941 nt
Organism: Papaver somniferum (opium poppy)
Lineage: Eukaryota; Viridiplantae; Streptophyta; Magnoliopsida; Ranunculales; Papaveraceae
Product: putative cyclin-A3-1
Exons: 8
Coding region: 267-1367 (366 amino acids)
Biological process (GO): mitotic cell cycle phase transition; regulation of cyclin-dependent protein serine/threonine kinase activity
Cellular component (GO): nucleus; cytoplasm; cyclin-dependent protein kinase holoenzyme complex
Molecular function (GO): cyclin-dependent protein serine/threonine kinase regulator activity
Source: RefSeq, a predicted model, not a curated record
UUUUGACUUUUUCUUUUGACCCUUUUUUCAGUCACUGUUUGAAAUCACAAUUUUCCCAAUUUCAAAAUUUUCAGAAAAAUUGGCUCCCAAAACCAAAACCUAAAAAUAGAAAAAAAGAUUCAGCAGUUCUGUCUCUCUCACAAAAUUGAAAAAUGCGCGGCAAUCCAAAACUUGUUUUGAAAACCUAAUUAGAAUUUGGUGGGUUUUUAUUCUUUGCCCUUUCUCUCCAUCUCUCAAGCACAGUUCUGAACCCUAAAUUGAAGAUCAUGGGCGGUGGUGGCGAGCAAGAAAGUAAUGUUCGUUUAACUCGUGCAGCAUCAAAGAAAAGGGCGUCUACUUGUACUGCUUCAAACCAACCUCCACCAGCAAAUAAGAAAAGAGUUGUAUUGGGGGAGUUAACGAAUAUUGUUGUUAGUUCAAGGUCGGAUUUUGGAGGAACUCAAAAGAAACCUAAAAAUAGGUUGAAGAGAAAGGAACCAGAAAAGAAAGUUGUAGAAGAAGAAGAAAGAAGUGAUGGGAGGAAUUCUGUUGACCCACAAAUGUGUGCUCCUUAUGCAUCUGAUAUCUAUAAUUAUCUUCAUUCUAUGGAGAUUCAGAGUAAGAGAAGACCAAUCCCUGAUUACAUAGAGAAAAUACAGAAGGAUAUCACAGCAACGAUGCGAGGAGUUUUAGUUGAUUGGUUAGUCGAAGUGGCUGAGGAAUACAAACUUGUUUCAGAUACCCUUUACAUGACAGUCUCUUAUAUUGAUAGAUAUCUUUCUUCAAAUGCACUCAACAGACAGAAACUGCAGUUACUUGGAGUUUCUUGUAUGCUCAUUGCCUCAAAGUACGAAGAGAUUAGUCCUCCUCAUGUAGAAGACUUUUGUUUUAUAACAGAUAACACUUACAAUAAGGAAGAGGUAGUCAACAUGGAGACAGAGGUACUGAAGGUUCUUGAAUUUGAGAUGGGUUGUCCAACAACAAGGACUUUUCUUAGGAGGUUCACCAGGGCUACUCAAGAAAAUUGCAAAUCUCCCAACCUGCAAGUGGAGUUCUUGGGUUAUUACCUGGCAGAGCUGAGUUUACUGGACUACUCUUGUGUACAAUUCUUACCUUCAAAGCUUGCUGCCUCAGUUAUUUUUCUUACAAGAUUCACAAUCCAACCGAAACUGCAUCCUUGGAACUCAAUCCUUCAGCAGUGCUCUGGUUAUAAACCAUCUGAUUUAAAGGAUUGUGUCUUGAUUAUCCAUGAGAUACAAUCAUGUAAAAAACUGGGCAGCUUGGUAGCAGUAAGAGAUAAGUACAAACAGCAUAAGUUCAAGUGUGUGUCAACAUUGACAUCUCCCUCAGAAAUCCCAGUAGCUUAUUUUGAGGACGUUGAAAUAUGAGAAGACUGUUGUUUUGUUUCUGGACUUGAUGUAAUUAAGAACCACCAAUGGAUUCUUUGAGGAUUUGUAAAAAGCUCUUGACUGGGAUAUGAUCUGGAUGAUUUUUUCAACUGUGAACCUCUUGUGGAUUGGAAAAAAGGUAUGCUUUUUUUAAUGAUUUGGAGUUCUGGUGAACAAAAGAUAUGAUUAAGAAUAUGUAGAUACGUUGAGUGAAGUCUUGGAAGGUCAUCUCUGCCAGAAAAGCAUCUCUUGUUAAUUGUUGGAGAUAUCUCCUGGUUGAAGAAAAGAGGAUUUGGUGUUUCUAAUCGGAAACUUUUUCAGGUCAUGUUUGACGGAAAUUUUGCACUCGUACAUGUAUGACUUUAGUUCUUAGAUUAGAAUGCUAGGAUAGAAAUUGUAACUUUGUGAAGGUUAGCUCCUUCAGUUUAGAGCACCUCUGUAUUGACUCUACUUGAAUGCUUAAAUCCAACUUUCUAAUCACAGCAUUUUGUGUAUUCAUGUUGUGUUUUCUGGCGCAUUCUCUCCCAACACUUUGUUUCAGGGUUUUCUCUUUGUAUUAUAAAAGCAAUAUGUU